GACGCAAGCACGGUGACAAUGGAGUUUAUAAAUAUGACGUUUGGAAAAAGGCGUUUUAGUUCAUACGUGGCUGCAUGAUGUUAAUAAUAUGGACGUUGCUGCUCUCUAGUAUAUCAUGCUAUGGCGUGACAGAAACGCAGGAGGAAACCGACAACGUCACCACUCUCUACCCCAUCUCCAAAAACACCAGCGACCAUGCCAACCAAACCGACUCUGUCAAGACAGCCACUUCUCUAGCUGAAACAUUAAACAAUGAGAGCAACAAGAUAGAGUUGAAGGAAGAGCCAGUGAUAGAAAAGCCAGGGAAUGACAGCAAGGAGUUCAAGCCAAGUGUCCACUUCCAGGACUUUUUCGAUGAAGAUGAUUUUGGAAUUGUUUCGCUACCGACCAAGCCGACGGUAGAUGGGUUUUCGCCGCUGAAGAAACCGCCUUCUGCUUUUAUCGGCUCACAUAAAGACGCCUUCAAAUCCACCAAGACGAAGCCGCCGCUGGAGAGGUUUCCCUACAAGUUCCAGGACGCCAUCUUGACGAGAGCCAAGCCAAGAUGGCGGCCGAACGAGCUGGAGUCACGGCCCACAGUUCCCGUGCCCGCGCAGGUGCCAGCUGGCGGGCUGUACAAGACACCUGAUGCGUUCAAGGACAAGCCGAGCAUCGAUGACGACGAGGAGUUCGGCCUGACAUUCCACGACGAGAAGGAAACCCUUGUUAAAAAACGUGCGAAUCCGUGGAAGAGUCUCCUACAUCUCCUGACGGCGUUCAUCCCCGUGGGACUCAUCAUCUCCGCCCUCACUCCUAACGUCGUCACCAUACACAGCACCGGCUCCGGCGGACCGGGACUCGGACCGGGGCACGGGCCGGGAAUGGGGCCGGGAAUCAGGCCAAUGGGUCCGGGAGUUUCUGGCAUUGAACCCCUGCCUCCACGACUGUUCCGCCGCUCGGACGAGGUCCUGGACCCACUCCCCCCACCGGCGACUACCCCCCCACCAGCCAUCAGUGAGCCGUGUCGCAGACGCCUGCUCUGUGAGCUGCAUUCGGAAAAGAAUUAUCACAGCCAACAUAGUGUUACUCGGCGCGGGCGCGCGUGCCACAAACUGCCCUGCGAUGACACGGAUGCCUUGGCGCACACCCUGCACUGGCUGCUACACAGACCUGCGGACCGACCGGACCCCAACAGAUUUAAUCAACCCCAGUUUUGA
Messenger RNA from Cydia strobilella, 1196 nucleotides. RefSeq lists its product as uncharacterized. The record is from RefSeq and is a predicted model, not a curated record. The transcript has 7 exons. NCBI's taxonomy places the organism in Eukaryota, Metazoa, Arthropoda, Insecta, Lepidoptera, Tortricidae. The coding region runs from base 75 to 1196 and encodes 373 amino acids.